Cuscuta epithymum is the source of this 1735-nucleotide messenger RNA. NCBI's taxonomy places the organism in Eukaryota, Viridiplantae, Streptophyta, Magnoliopsida, Solanales, Convolvulaceae. The record is from the annotation of a GenBank genome assembly.
GGAAGAAGGGAAGUGGAUGGUUUUCCUCUGUAAAGAAAGCCUUCUACAAACAGCAACCUAUGAACGAUUCUCCCAACAAGGAGGACAGAAACAACUCAGGAGAGGACAAAUGGGACCAAGAAGCCCCGGAGGUGGUCUCACUCGAACAUUAUUUCCCUUCACCUGAUCUGACCAGCAGGGAAACCAACGGCAACGAUUCGCCGGUCGAUGAUCCUAACCGUGCCAUCUCCGUCGCGCUCUCCACUGCUGCGGCUGCUGCCGCUGCCGCUAAGGCAGCUGCAGAGGUUUUCAGGCUGGCCGGAUGUAGCCGCUGGUCUAAGCCGGACAGAGCUGCCACACUCAUUCAAUCCCAUUACAGAGGAUAUCUUGCAAGAAGAGCAUUGAGGGCGCUGCGGGCAUUGGUGAGGCUGCAAGCAUUGGUAAGGGGUAACUAUGUGCGGAAGCAGACGCUGAUGACGAUGCGGUGCAUGCAAUCUUUGGUGCGCGUGCAGGGAAGAGUCAAAGCCGGGAGGGUGCUGCAAUCCACCGCCGUCAAGCAGAAGCUGCCCUCCAUCAACCGCCACUCCGGUGGUGUCAAUGUUGACUUUGAAGCUGAAAGGUCAUUGCAGAACCUCGAAGAAAGGAUGAGGAAGCUCGGAAAGACAUUGCAGAAGCAGCAGGUGGAGAAGGAUGAUGAUGAGGGGGUGAGUGAUGCGAUUCUGGAAUCUUCUGGAGGAAUGGAUGAUGAUUCAGAGAUGAAAAGAGAGAGAGGUCUUGCUUAUGCGGCCUAUGCCUACCAGGACAAAGAGCAAAUAUUAUGGGAUUCUAGUGCAAGUGACCACCAUCAUGAAGUGUUGUUUGGGAAAGAAGAGCCAAAAUGGCGAAGGAGUUGGAUGGAUGGAUGGAUGGCUUCACAAGCAACUGAGUCUUCGCGGCCUAGCCAGCCACGAGAUGCAUCUUGCCUGACCAUUUCCAGUUCAGAUGGUAUAUCCGAAAAGACGGUUGAAAUUGAUUUUCCCGCUCGAUUAGUCCGACCCGAGCAUGUCCAAUCAACAACCAAAUAUAACUUUAUUAACGCGGGCGGAGCUAGUAGCCCGAAUUCAACCUAUGGACGUCGACAAACUUGGCCGGGCUUGGAAGCGAAUGUUCCGAGUUUCAUGGCCCCAACACAAUCUGCUAAGGCAAAGGUGCGAACCCAACAAGACUCGAAUAAGAUCCAUACCCAGAGAACAGCCCAAUGGAACUCAUCAACCAAAAGUAGACCAGCUCGUCAGAUGGGCUCAAGAAGCCCAAACAUGAAAGCUUAUGCGAAGCAAGCGAAGUGGAUGCCCACUUAUAGUUACAGCAGCCCAGAGUCCAGCGGAGAUGAUAGGGUGUCACCAUUGAUGAGAAACUACGGAUGGAGAUAUAAUUUUGGUUGAUUAUUUGUUUUUAAUCGUGUGAUUCCUGUGUUGCCGUACUUAGCUCUGUCUAUUGACUCUAUUUAAUCAUAUCAUUUAGGAAUACUCUAUUUUACUUUUAAAAAAAUCGAAUACUUUAGUAGGUUUCUCAACAAUAGAGAAAUGGAUAAUAAAAAAAAUCCUGAAGUAAAUAUGAAUUCUCUAUCAUUUCCAAAUCUAUUUCAACACUUUUGGUAGAUUUUAUCUUUGGGUGCUUCUAUCUUUAUAGAUAUAUAAAAAUGUAACCUUCUGGCAAUAACUCUUGCGCCUAAAUGAAUUCUUUUUACAUAAUGCAUCACGCAUGCAACUGGGUUGGC